Messenger RNA from Hypoxylon fragiforme, 1921 nucleotides. RefSeq names its product calcium-dependent phosphotriesterase. The record is from RefSeq and is a predicted model, not a curated record. The transcript is spliced from 9 exons. Bases 494 to 1813 code for a protein of 439 amino acids. Lineage: Eukaryota; Fungi; Ascomycota; Sordariomycetes; Xylariales; Hypoxylaceae.
UUUUUUAAAUGACGUAUUAAAUGAUCUCCGUUUUCCCCGCUCGGAUCUGAUCUCCACAUUCAAUGCUGAUACCCCAUAUCCGAACUUUUCUACCUAUCCCUUAAUAAAGCCGUGAUGCCUACUCCUUCCCCGAACUAAAACCCAGCGAGCACAUGGUAAGAAACAUUGCACACUACUACAUGUCAAUAUAGAGGUAGGUACAUAUGAUACUUAGUACUUGUACGAAAGUUAAUAUUAUUUCCAAAUACUGAGUAGAAAGAGCGUUUGAGCGUUUGAGAGAAGGAAAAGGGGGCAUGAAAGACCAAGCAAGUACUACUAUGUAUGAAUCUAGGUAUAUACCCUAGUACCGUACCAUUCAUUCAAGUUUUUUUUUUCUUUGAACCCAGCCACCAAAGAUGGAGAUCUACACAUCACUUACCCAAGUCCCUCUCGAACUGCCGGGUUGCUGUUUGCAAACUAAACCGAGGACAUAUAUAAUGCGGUGUCCGGCCUGAUGUCACCCACAACUGUUCGAGAUGCCGGACAGCAUCCAGCCGGAACAAGCGAUAGGAAAUUCAAGAUGAUUUCUUUUUCAUUUGCUUUCAUUUUUCUCAUAACAGGUGUCCUAGUUCGGGCCUUCAGCAGCUCGCCUUCAUCCAGCUACCAGUCAUUGGCGAAGCGCGAAGUCCCUGAGCAGGCCCAAGUCAUUGACGCGAAGUCCUUCAAUGUCUUGCCCACGGUUCUCCCCGUGACAGUAGCUAAUGGCUCUUCGUAUUUCUUCAUACCACCUGGACAAACCUUGGACACGUUAACAGAGAAGCCUUUCCACGUAUAUCAUGACAGCUUUUACGACGUGAUAGGGUCUAAUCCCACUCUGACGCUCAUCGCCAGUGGUGGGGAAGACCUUUUGUUUCAUGAAGCUGCUGUCUGGUAUCCACCCACCGACGAAAUGUUCUUCGUGCAAAAUGCAGGUGCGGCGUCGGCGGGGACGGGCUUGAACAAGUCCAAUAUCAUUAUGAAGAUUGCGCUGCCCGAAGCCAUGGCUGUUUCGAGCCAGCGCAAUGCCACGGGAUCCGUAAACGUCCAGACCGUUGACGCGCCAGCAAUUCGCAACUCAAAUGGCGCGACAAACUACAGGGGACAGCUCGUUUUCACGGCCGAGGGACAGGGCCCAAACUUGCCUUCACAGUUGGUGGUGAUGAACCCGCAAGAGCCGUAUAAUACCACGAUACUAUUGAACAACUACUUUGGGCGCCAGUUCAGUUCCCUGAAUGAUGUAGCCGUCAACCCUCGCAACCAAGACGUCUACUUUACCGAUAGUCUGUACGGAUAUUUACAAAACUUCCGACCUUACCCAGGAGUCAUUCCUCAGGUAUAUCGAUAUAACGACGAAGCCGGUGCAGUCACCGCAGUUGCAGAUGGGUUUGGUCUUGUCAAUGGAAUAACCUUCUCGCCAGAUGGUGCAUACGCGUAUGUCACUGAUACGGGGGCAAAUCGCGGCGUCUGGGGAUGGAACUUCACCUACCCGGCAAGCAUUUACCGCUUCAACGUUCAAGACGACGGGACAUGGGAGAACCGUAAACUCUUUGCUUAUGUUGAUAAUGGUGUUCCAGAUGGCGUUCAUUGUGAUACCAACGGAAACGUCUACUCAGGCUGCGGUGACGGCGUGCAAGUAUGGAACCCAUCUGGCACCCUAAUUGGGAAAAUCUUCCUCGGUAAGACUUGUGCCAACUUCAAUUUCGCCGGGGAUGGUCGGAUGGUGAUUCUUGCGGAGGACGAUCUCUACUACGCGACUGUCAAUGCUUCAGGGGGUAGCUAUAUUGAAGAGAAGUGACCCCGGAACAACUUGUCACUAAUAAAAUAGGUAGCUAGCAGUUGGGUUAGUUAGGUACCUAGAAAUAUCUUAGGGUUGACUUACGAAAUAGAUACCUCUGGCCGUUAA